Molecule: messenger RNA, 4219 nt
Organism: Cheilinus undulatus (humphead wrasse)
Lineage: Eukaryota; Metazoa; Chordata; Actinopteri; Labriformes; Labridae
Gene: tox2
Product: TOX high mobility group box family member 2
Exons: 11
Coding region: 393-2273 (626 amino acids)
Biological process (GO): regulation of transcription by RNA polymerase II
Cellular component (GO): nucleus
Molecular function (GO): chromatin DNA binding
Source: RefSeq, a predicted model, not a curated record
UCCAGCGCGUCUGGAAACCAGGGACGGAGCACGAGCGUUUAGGGAGAGAAACCGUCGACAAGAUCCACUCUGCGUGUUUACCUGAUCUACUGCUCGCUUUCAAACUACUUCAGUGACCGAUAGACUUUUGAUUUUCUAUCACCGGCAGCUCCCCCUCGCUUUUUCCCUCCUCUUUUCCAAGUGAACUUUAAAGGGAUGUUAAACGAGAGCAUCACCGUGCUGCUGAAUGCAAACACAGUGCUGAACUGAGUCUAAGACGGAUGUUCUAUUCUUUUACUUUUUCUCUUUAACACACAAAAGGAAAAAAGAGGGAGGUAGAGAGAGAAAGAGAGAGCGCGUGAGUGUGCAGGAGAGAGAGAGAAGUCGCACCGGUUUUUUGGAGCUACGCUUUCAUGCCGUCAGUCUUGCGGACUCUGAGAUGGACGUCAGAUUUUAUCCAGUUCCCCCUUCAAGCGUGGGUUCAUGUACGUUACCGACUGACUCCGGUUUGGACUAUUACCACUCCAACAAGAACAAUGCAAAGAAGAGCACAUGAGCAAAGCAUCGAUUUGUGUUUGUGCUACGAGCCCCGCGGCUCUGCUGCUCCUCUCAACUCCAUCCAACUCUCGUUGUCCUGCACUUGCACAAUCACCAGCAGAUACGGUCCUGCAGAUCGAGGUGUGAGGCUCUACAGUUCCCUGCCCAUGCGCCCAAACCCUGACGGCAAGAGACUUCCCUCCACUGGGUUUGAUGGUGACAACAUGUACAUGAAUGAAAACAACCACGAGUUCCUCCCGCCAAACCAGAGCUACACAGGUCAGACUGGUGGCGGCGGCGGAGGAGGCGGAGGUGGAGGAACGGCCAGUGGAAACGGAGCUGGGGACGAGGACUACGAGAUCCCCCCCAUCACCCCACCCAACCACCCCGAGCCUCCCCUGCUUCACCUGAUGGAGCACGACUCCACAGGGUACCUCUGCCACUCGCUGCCACAUAAUGGGCUCAUCAACCCGUACUCGUACCCCGAGCUGCCCACACUCAUGAUGUCCAACAUGCUGGCACAGGACAGCCACCUCGUCUCCAGCCAAAUGCCCUCGAUGCAGGAGAUGGCUUUGCACCACCACCAACAGCAACACCAUCACCAGCACCCAGACGGCGCUCAUUAUGACCCUGCCCGUCACCACCACCACCACCACCACCACCCCCUGAUUAACAGCUCACCUCCGAUACUGCCCAACCCCAUGAGCGCUCUGUCCCAGCUGAACCCUCAGGUCAGCCGGGGCGCUCUGCCUCACGGCUCCCCCUCACCUCCCGGAAGUAAAUCGGCCACACCCUCCCCCUCCAGCUCCAAUCAGGAAGAGGAGACUGAUCCUCAUUCAAAGAUCACGGGCGAGAAGCGGCCGUCUUCAGAAAUGAUGAAGCCCAAACCCAAACCCCAAAAGAAGAAGAAGAAGAAGGAUCCCAACGAGCCGACGAAGCCUGUGUCAGCCUACGCCCUCUUCUUCAGAGACACCCAGGCAGCCAUUAAAGGGCAGAACCCCAAUGCCACCUUUGGAGACGUAUCCAAGAUAGUGGCCUCCAUGUGGGACGGGCUGGGAGAGGAGCAGAAACAGAGCUACAAGAGGAAAACAGAGGCUGCUAAGAAGGAGUACCUGAAAGCCCUCGCCGCCUACAGAGCCAGUCUGGUUUCCAAGACAUAUAAUGACCCUGUGGAGACAAAAAAUGCCCAAACAAGCCAGGCCUCUCCUCACAUGAUGCCAGCUAACCCGCCCCUGUACAGCGUGCCACCUCCUCCCCAGCCGUCGUCGCCCUACCUGGGACCGGGGGCCUUCCCUCUCACCGACCUGCAGAGCUACGCUGGACACGCCCCUCGCCACACACUGUCGCAGACGCUCAGCCAAUCGCAGAUGCUGCCCAGCAUUAGUGCCUCUCCCCCCUCCUCCUUCCAGAUCAGCCCCCCUCUGCACCCCCACCAGCAGCUCUCCCUGCACCAGAGCUCGCUCCUCAACCAGCCUGUCCGCAUGCAGCAGGUCCAGUCCCAGCCAAUCAUCUCUCACCAGAUGGGGCUGCAGGCCUCUCUUCACUCCCCUCCUCCUGGGCAGCAGGGUUUUUCCCACCUUCAGUCAGAGUAUCAGAAGAGCAUUGGGGGUUCCCAGUCUCCAGGAGCUUCUGGCCCUGGUCCAGGACCGGGAGUGGCUCAGAGCCAUGACUGGGACAGUGAAUACUGCAAUCGGGAGUGUGGCAACCACUGCAGUGGCAGCAUGAUUGGCAGGGACAAGCCCCUCUACCUCACCUGAAAACUGAAGAUCAUGCUCUGUCGACAAAUACGACACUGAGGAGUCUACUCUCACCCCUCUAAUUCCCCCCACCCGAUCGCCCUCACCCAUAUCGACCCCCCUCGACCUUCUUCUGAUGCACACACUUACAUACAGUUCACACCUAACAUACACUGACACACAUGCACACAUACAUAAUCCACCUCCCAGGCACCACCACCACCACCACCACCUUUCUUUGUCAAUGUAAUUAUGAUUUCUCUGGGUUUCUAGAAGAACUUGUGAGCAGAGAUUCUUUUGACUAGAUGACUGCUGUCUGUACCACUUCAUGUAUUAGCAGUCCUCUUGCUGUUGAAAAAUUUGCCAAGCACUUAUGAACCCCCCCUCCCUCCCCUCUCUCCCCCUUUGUCUCCCCUCUUGAGUUGUGUUUCUGCAACCUCUCUUAAUGCAGGCAGGGCCGAAGAGCUCUCCUCUUCAUCAGAGUCCCCUCAGGGGCCCCAUCCAGCUUUAAUUAGAAUGAGAAGAAACAAAAAUACUCUUCCUCUUCUUUAAUCAUUUCCAUUUCCUUUUUGUUGUUGUUGUUGUUGCUGUUUUAUUUAUUUCUGGCUUGCUAAAUUGUUCUUUUUUUCUUUUAUUUUGCCAACAAGCGUCGGGCCCUGUACUGUAGAAAAUAUUAACUUCUAGUAGGCUCCACGCAGGCUUAGAUGUUAUGGUAGCUUUGCUUAAGGGCCUGUAAAUGAAUACAAAAGGCUUGGGUUUGGGACGAGAAACAAAACAAAAAGAUUUUUUUUAAUAUUAAAGACCUGUCGGGGUCUGCUGAGCUGUCACAGUGUGAUUGUAAAUAUCACUUUUAUGGGAUCAAAUUGGGAAUUGGAAGUCCAGAUAGAUUUGUUUCUUCUUUAAUAUUACAUGUAAGUCAUUCUGUGUGCGUGUGCGUGUCUGGACGUUCGAAUGUAGCCCAUUCAUGACGUGUGCAGCUGAGCGUGCACGCUCCCACGUGCACGUUUACUCACAUCGGCGGCGUAGUGUCGAGUCUUUCUCGUGAAUUUUAACAGCCCUGUGCAGCUGGAUUUCAGAGGAGUAUUUCACACUCUCGUUCUUGCAUUAAAUCUGUGCUCACUGGUGUGUUUUUUUCCAAUAAAGUUCAAUCUAAAACUGAAUACACAAUAUGUGUCCUGCAGAUCAUUAAAUGGAAAGAGCCAGGUGAGAGAUGAGGAGGGAAAAAAGAGAGAAAUGCGCUGAGAUAAAUGAGAUAUAAUGCUGCAGGUGGGGAAAAAAAAGAAAAAGAUAUUGCCUCAAAUUCCUCCCCCCCUCCUCCACCCUCCCUCCCCUCCUCCCUUAUUUCUUAUUUCGUCUGACCAUAAUGUCAAUUCCUGUCUCCUCGACAUGCAGAAGUGAAGUAAUGAAAUAUGUGAAUGGAGCCAUCACAUCCACAUGACGGUGAUUUUUUUAAUAUAAGUUUCUAGUUGGUGUUUGGUUGUGUUGAUCUCAUCUUUUUAACUCUUUUGUGUGAUUAACAGAAAUGCAUUUUUGCUGACAAAGACAUCUGUAUUUAUCUCUUUACUGUAGCAGCAUUUCAGUUUUAGUUGUUACAGGACUUUAACAUUUUAAGUUGUGUAAAAAAGAAAAAAAGAAAUGAAAAACAACCUGCCAAUUGUAGUUAUUUUAUUUGUAAAGCCAGUAAUGAUAAAUAUUUUAAAUGGUUAUCAAUAUAUUGUUUUUUCCUCGCUAUAGUUGCCCAUCAGCCAUUGGACAGGUUUUCUUAUUUAUGAGAAAUUGGAUCACAUUUUGCUUCUUAAAAUGGAGUUGUAUUUUUAUUCUAAUUUUGUUGUUUUUUUCCCUCUGGUUUGAUAAAGAUAAAUGAUGACCACAUUUUUUCUUUGUUUUUUACAUUUUUGAUGCUGCUCCUCUUUUUUUUCCUUGCCAGCAGCAUCUGUUUGUGUCACAAUGCUUCUUUUAUUUUAAAC